Tarenaya hassleriana is the source of this 1508-nucleotide messenger RNA. Its product is annotated as protein BIG GRAIN 1-like D. The transcript has a single exon. Bases 220 to 1338 code for a protein of 372 amino acids. Gene Ontology annotation, biological process: auxin-activated signaling pathway. The record is from RefSeq and is a predicted model, not a curated record. Lineage: Eukaryota; Viridiplantae; Streptophyta; Magnoliopsida; Brassicales; Cleomaceae.
AUUCGUCCUCAUCUCUCUCUCUCUCUCUCUCUCCUCUCUGCGCUUUCAUCAAUAAGACAACCUUCCAAGAAAAAAACAGAGAGAUAAAAAAAAAAACCCAGCACGAGUCUCUUUCUUGUUUUUGUCUCUUCUUCUUGUUCUUGUUCUUGCUCCUGUUAACCCUCUUUCCAAGCUUCCCAGAAAUUUUUCUCGAGAAAACAGGGUAGAAAGCGAUACACCAUGAAUAGAUCCAAGGCGCAAUCCAAAAACCCAUCUUUUUCCUCGACCCUCCUCGACGAAAUCUGCAACUCCUUCGACUCUAAAAACCCUAAAGCCCAACAUCUCUAUUUCUCCGAUAACACGAGCCAGAAACAGAGCACCAGAACCAGAUCGGUUUCUGACCGGAAAUUCCACCGAGAUCGGUUCUUCGGCUCCCUGUCCUCUUCUUCGGAUUCUAAUUCCAGUAUCUUCUCAUCUUCCGAUACUGAAUUAAAGAAAGCUUCGUCAAGGCCAUUAUGUUUUGGCCCGACCCGGAUAAAACCCAGGAAAACAGAGGACAAGGCUCUGUUCCGAGAAAACAGAACAUGUCCAGCGUUCGACGACUAUGAUUACAGUUCAGACACCUCGAAGUUUACGAGACACGAAGACGUCAGGGAGAAUCAGAGAACAAGAUCAGUGAAAAGUUCUGGGAAUUUCAGGAAGCCGAAAGCUCCGGUUUCACCAGGCGGAAGGAUCGUUAGUUUCCUCAAUUCUCUGUUCAGCAACUCGAGGAAAACAAUGGCGGCUAAGAAUAGCUCAAGAAAGACCAGUUACAAUGAUGAUGAUGGGUUUGUCCGGAAACCGCGUGAUUACCCAUCGACGUGUUCUUCGGCUACUUCGUUUUCCAGAUCGUGUCUGAACAAAAGCUCCGAGAAAUCAUGUGAUGGCGGGAAACGAAGCGUCAGGUUCUCUCAGGUCAAUUUCAUAGCCUCGGAGAAUUCCAGCAGCAGACCAAUCUACGCAAACGAAGAAGCAAUCUACGGCAGUAACAGAAACGGUACAAGGUUCAUGUCUUCGUCGUUGCCAGAUGAAUGGAACAUCAGAAAAUCGCAGAAGAAGAGCUCAGUGGACGGAGGGAGGAGAUCGGUGGAGGAUAUAGCGAGGGAUUUCUUGAGAGAUUAUCGCAAGAAUCAGACCAAAAGUACGAUAAAGAACACAGAUAACGACGCUUUCGGCUGUUAUGAAGACGAAGAUGACGACGAUGGCGCAAGUGAUUCGAGCUCGGAUUUGUUUGAGCUUGAUUUGAUGGUAAAUCACCAUGACAGGUACAGAGAUGAGCUUCCUGUGUAUGAAACCACCUGUGCUGGUUUGAUCUUGUGAAUGUUUCUUUUUCUUUUUUAAUUUUUUUUUUCUCUUUUUUUUUUCUUUUGUUAUUUCCAUGUAAUGAGUUUGCACAGGGAAAAAAAGCUAGGAUUCUGUAACGUUUUGCUGUAAUAUUUGGCUUUAAAAUUUGGGUGGCUAAUAUUAAUAAUCACGGGUUAUAUUAUAUA